Molecule: messenger RNA, 22676 nt
Organism: Ictalurus punctatus (channel catfish)
Lineage: Eukaryota; Metazoa; Chordata; Actinopteri; Siluriformes; Ictaluridae
Gene: ank2b
Product: ankyrin 2b, neuronal
Exons: 7
Coding region: 463-17733 (5756 amino acids)
Biological process (GO): regulation of cardiac muscle contraction; signal transduction; protein localization to T-tubule
Cellular component (GO): T-tubule
Molecular function (GO): protein binding
Source: RefSeq, a predicted model, not a curated record
CCUUUCUUUACCCUGUACAAAACUACACCAUGGAGGCUCCAGUCUCAACAAUGUGGCCCAUUUUACAAAGAGGAAGCUGUUUCCAAACUGCAAUCAAAAAUUCCAUCACAGAGGUUAAAUCCUAUUUAUGAUGAGGCUCUACAAGAGUUAGGAGCAGCUGGGGGUCAAUCUGAGCACAUCCCUAUUAAUACAUAUAUUGGAGAGAGCAUUACAUAUACUGAAUUACCCAGAGACUGCAGACAGAAGCAAAAAGAAAUAAUAAUAAUAACAGAUUUUGAAGAGACAUUGUUGGAAUCUGAGCAUAGUGAGGCAGAUUUCAGUGAGCUAUCGGUGGAGCUGACACAAGCACCUGAGGAUUAUGUUUCCCAUUAUGCGUCUCCCACAUCACUUCCAUUCUUUCAGAAAUCUGACAAAAUCACACUAGCACAAGCUUCAUCAAUAACAGAAAAUCCACAUUGUGAGAUGGAAAUACCAAUCCCAAAAGCUGAGGCAAAAUCUGUGUGUGAACUGCCAAGUAACCAAAGGCCAAGUGAUGAGUACAUGAAACACCAUGUUGAGGAGAUUUCUGAUAAAUUCUACAGAGCCCUGUUUGGUGAAGAUCAUGUGAUGGCAAAGACUCUUGGAAAAGAUAUUACCAAAGUUACAGAGAGUUUUGAAUCAUCUGAACAUCAGGGCAUCUCUGUGAACAAAGUGGAUGCAGCAGAGGCCUUAAAUGUUGAUCAAGUUGUUUCUGUAUCCUCAGAAACAACCAACACAAAUAUUUCCACCAAGGAGCUGCAAAACAUUAAGACAGUUUGUAGUUCACUCCCAAAACAGCUGUUGCCUUGGCAUGAGGGUGAAAUUGCAGCAAGUAAUAUUGACUCUAUACUUAUUAAGAUGUCACCUGACUCAGCAACCGGGCAGACAAAUUCUUUAUCAAGUCCUAUCAUGGAUGAGUCAGAAUCUCUAAAGUUCAGUACUGAAUUUGAAGUACACAUACCCAAGUCAAAGCUUAGAGCAACAAAUUCCCAGGACGAAACAAAAUAUUCUAGUGUCCUCUCUAAAUCAUUUUCAGACUACAGACCUUUCAUGCAAGAUUAUUUGAUGUAUCCAUCUGAUUGUAGAUCAUCACCAGUUUCUGUAUCUGAAUAUGAAGUUGACUUGGAAAUAUCUUUGCAUGAAUAUAGUUCCUUAUCGCCUGAAUCUACAGUUUUACUACCACCAGACUCACCAAUUCCAUUUGACUAUAGAUCAGGCUCACUAGACUCAUGUAUGCUGAUAGAUGAUUUGAGAGCAUGUUCACCUGAAUCUGUGACAUCAGGUACUGAACAGAAACUACUCUCUCCUGAUUCUCCCAUACCUGAUUUUAGACCACAUUCACCUAUACUACCAGUUUGUGAAUACGCAGCACCAGAAUUUACUAUGCUUGUGGACAUACAUAGGAUUUCUGAUGACUCGGAUCAGUUGUUCUCUUUUGACAUGCAUGAGUCAAACACUCAAUUCUGUCCUCAAAGAGCUUUUUUAAUGGUUGCUGAUGAAAUAGAUAGACCAAUUUCACCAGGAUCAUGGACUGAAUGUGGAUCACUUACACCUGAAUCGAAUGAAUCUUUUUCUGUUGGCUCCUUUACCACUGAAAGGUUAGAUAGAGAAUUAUCCACUGAGACUCCCCUGGACUCUGAGCAUGGCCCUUGGACUUCUGAUAUCUUUUUGGAUAGAUCAUCUGGCCCUGGAUCAGCAAUAUCAUUAAAUGAGUAUAGAUCACUUACUUGUGAUUCACCAAUACUGAGUUUUACACCAGAAGUAUCUGAGUAUUUUACACAAGUGAAGGGAUCUAUAUCAUCAUCACCUCAAUCUGAGAUGUCAGAUUUAGGGUAUGAAUUGUCAUCAGAAUGGUUGUUUGACGGUCAGCCAUCAUCUCCUGAAUCAGCAGCAUCUGUCAAUGAACGGAAAUGCCUUUCCCCUGAUUCACCUCUACCUAGCUUUGUUCAAAAUGUAUAUGAAUUCAUGCCUAUAAAAGAAUGUAGAUCUGUAUCACCAAAAUCUGAUCUUUCAGACCAAGAAUGUAAGCUUAUUUCAGAGGAAUGUCGACCUUUGUCACCUGAUUCAUUUUCAUGUGUAAAUGAACACAUACCUCUUUCACCUGAUUCCACAAUACCAAGCUUUUCAGUACCAGUUUGUGAAUUGUAUGCAUCAUUAGGCUAUCAAUCUGAAUCACUUGCUUCAGAUCUUUCAGACAGAGAGCACAAAUUGAUCUCAGCCACGGGAAUAUUGUUUGAGAAUCGGUCAUCUUCACCAGAUUCAGUAUCAUCACUAAAUGUCCUUGGACCACUUUCCCCAGAUUUAAUACUACCUGAAUAUAAAAAGAAAGGGACUGAUUGUGAUUUCUCACUGCAUAUCCAUGAAAUAGCUUCAUUUCAGACAGAAUUAUCAAAUGUUCUUACGUCUUACGAAGCUGAACCUAAGUCAUUACAAAGCCAUUGUUUCAGGCAGCAAUCCCCUGAGUUUUUGGAAACUGAUAACUGCUUAAAUAAAUAUGCUUUAGAGGGCCUGUUACUUCCUGAUUCUACCAAACAUUUAAGCAAACAAACUUCACAAAUGGAAUCGAAAAAUGCAACACAAGAAAAAGGAAAUGCCCAGCUACAUGAAGAGGUUGAAACUACUCUGACACACAGGCUUAGCAGUCCCAAAGUUGGGAAAUCAAGUAUGCUAUUAAAAGGGGCGGAUGCUCAACCCUUAACCACAGAUCUAUGUGACUCUGUGUCCAAUGAUGAACCGAAAAUAAUUGGGUUGCCAGAAGCUAGGUGUAGCGUAACAGGGCAAAUCCAAAAUCCAUUUAAUAUUGAAACAAUCUUGACCAAGGAAAGUGAAGUUGCAGCCACUAAGAGAAAAGUUCAGAAUCUUAUGAGUAAAGUGCAUGAUCCCCAGUACAAAGGUAAAACAUUCUGCCCUAACACUACUGUUUUUGAAUACAGUGUGACAGUAGAAGAGAAUAGACCAUUAUCACCUGUUUCAACUAUAUGUCAGUUCAGACCAUUUUUUACUGAGAGUGGUUUACCAGUUUCUGUAUACAGAUCAUGUUCACCUGAAUCAAUAUGUUCCAAGUCAAUAGAAAAUGAAUCAUUUGCUGGAGACCUGUUUGAUGUCAAGCAAAGGUCUGAGUCACUUGACUCAUUUCAAUCAAAAGCUGAUGCUAGACCCCUUAACCCUGACUCCAUCCCAGAGUACAGGCCUAUGUCAACUGAAUCUAGAAUCUUGGAUUCAGAUAUUAGAGGAUCUUCACCAGAUUCAGUUAGCUCAUGUAGACCACUGUCUCCAGAUUCACCAAUACCACAGUAUUCAGGAUUGUUCUGUGAGUUAAUGCCAGUAAGAGGACAUAGACCAUCCUCUCCUGAGUCUUUGGCUCCAGAUAUAGAUUAUGAUGAAGAUGAUGAAUAUGAGUUAAAUGCUGUUACUGAGACACUUUCUGGGGCAUCAUCACUGGAUUCCAUGAAAUCAGCAGAUGAGAAUAGACCAUUAUCACCCGACUCGCCAAUACAGCAGUUCAGACCAUUUUUUCCUGAAAGUAGUUUGCCCGUUUCUGGAUAUAGAUCAUGUUCACCUGAAUCAGUGUGUUCCAGUUCAGUAGAACAUGGAUCAUUUCCUGGAGACUUGUUUAUUAUUGGAGAAAGGUUAGUGUCACCUGAAUCGAUGAUUUUGGCAUCAGACAUUAGAGGAUCUUCACCAGAUUCAGUUAGAGCAUGUAGACCACUAUCUCCAGAUUCACCAAUACCACAGUAUUCAGGAUUGUUCUGUGAGUUAAUACCUGUAAGAGGACAUAGACCAUCCUCUCCUGAGUCUUUGGCUCCAGAUAUAGGUUAUGAUGAAGAUGAUGAAUAUGAGUUAAAUGCUGUUUCUGAGACAUUUUCUAGGACAUCAUCACCUGAUUCCAUGAAAUCAGCAGAUGAGAAUAGACCAUUAUCACCUGACUCGCCAAUACAGCAGUUCAGACCAUUUUUUCCUGAGAGUCAUUUGCCAGUUUCUGGAUAUAGAUCAUGUUCACCUGAAUCAGUGUGUUCCAGUUCAGUAGAACAUGGAUCAUUUCCUGGAGACUUGUUUAUUAUUGGAGAAAGGUUAGUGUCACCUGAAUCGAUGAUUUUGGCAUCAGACAUUAGAGGAUCUUCACCAGAUUCAGUUAGCGCAUGUAGACCACUAUCUCCAGAUUCACCAAUACCACAGUAUUCAGGAUUGUUCUGUGAGUUAAUACCUGUAAGAGGACAUAGACCAUCCUCUCCUGAGUCUUUGGCUCCAGAUAUAGGUUAUGAUGAAGAUGAUGAAUAUGAGUUAAAUGCUGUUUCUGAGACAUUUUCUAGGACAUCAUCACCUGAUUCCAUGAAAUCAGCAGAUGAGAAUAGUCCAUUAUCACCUGACUCUCCAAUACAGCAGUUCAGACCAUUUUUUCCUGAAAGUAGUUUGCCCAUUUCUGGAUAUAGAUCAUGUUCACCUGAAUCAGUGUGUUCCAGUUCAGUAGAACAUGGAUCAUUUCCUGGAGACUUGUUUAUUAUUGGAGAAAGGUUAGUGUCACCUGAAUCGAUGAUUUUGGCAUCAGACAAUAGAGGAUCUUCACCAGAUUCAGUUAGCGCAUGUAGACCACUAUCUCCAGAUUCACCAAUACCACAGUAUUCAGGAUUGUUCUGUGAGUUAAUACCUGUAAGAGGACAUAGACCAUCCUCUCCUGAGUCUUUGGCUCCAGAUAUAGGUUAUGAUGAAGAUGAUGAAUAUGAGUUAAAUGCUGUUACUGAGACACUCUCUAGGGCAUCAUCACUGGAUUCCAUGAAAUCAGCAGAUGAGAAUAGACCAUUAUCACCCGACUCACCAAUACAGCAGUUCAGACCAUUUUAUCCUGAAAGCAGUUUGCCCAUUUCUGGAUAUAGAUCAUGUUCACCUGAAUCAGUGUGUUCCAAUUCAAUAGAACAUGAAUCAUCUCCUGGAGACUUGUUCAUUGUUGAGCAAAGGCCAGGGUCACCUGAUUCAGUUCAGACAGAAUUUGAAGCUAGAGCCCUUAGUCCAGACUCCAUCCCAGAGUACAGACCUAUGUCACCUGAAUCUAUGAUCUUGGCAUCCGAUAUUAGAGGAUCUUCACCAGAUUCAUUUAGUGCAUGUAGCCCACUAUCUCCAGAUUCACCAAUACCACAGUAUUCAGGAUUGUUCUGUGAGUUAAUGCCAGUAAGACGACAUAGACCGUCCUUUCCUGAGUCUUUGGCUUCAGAUAAAAAUUAUGUUGAAGAUGAUGAUUAUGCGUUAAAUGCUGUUUCUGAGACACUUUCUAGGGCAUCAUCACCUGAUUCCUUGAAAUCAGCAGAUGAGAAUAGACCAUUAUCACCUGACUCGCCAAUACUGCAGUUCAGACCAUUUUUUCCUGAGAGUCAUUUGCCAGUUUCUGGAUAUAGAUCAUGUUCACCUGAAUCAGUGUGUUCCAGUUCAGCAGAACAUGGAUCAUUUCCUGGAGACUUGUUUAUUAUUGGAGAAAGGUUAGUGUCACCUGAAUCGAUGAUUUUGGCAUCAGACAUUAGAGGAUCUUCACCAGAUUCAGUUAGCGCAUGUAGAUCACUAUCUCCAGAUUCACCAAUACCACAGUAUUCAGGAUUGUUCUGUGAGUUAAUACCUGUAAGAGGACAUAGACCAUCCUCUCCUGAGUCUUUGGCUCCAGAUAUAGGUUAUGAUGAAGAUGAUGAAUAUGAGUUAAAUGCUGUUACUGAGACAUUUUCUAGGACAUCAUCACCUGAUUCCAUGAAAUCAGCAGAUGAGAAUAGUCCAUUAUCACCUGACUCUCCAAUACAGCAGUUCAGACCAUUUUUUCCUGAGAGUCAUUUGCCAGUUUCUGGAUAUAGAUCAUGUUCACCUGAAUCAGUGUGUUCCAGUUCAGUAGAACAUGGAUCAUUUCCUGGAGACUUGUUUAUUAUUGGAGAAAGGUUAGUGUCACCUGAAUCGAUGAUUUUGGCAUCAGACAUUAGAGGAUCUUCACCAGAUUCAGUUAGCGCAUGUAGACCACUAUCUCCAGAUUCACCAAUACCACAGUAUUCAGGAUUGUUCUGUGAGUUAAUACCUGUAAGAGGACAUAGACCAUCCUCUCCUGAGUCUUUGGCUCCAGAUAUAGGUUAUGAUGAAGAUGAUGAAUAUGAGUUAAAUGCUGUUACUGAGACACUUUCUAGGGCAUCAUCACUGGAUUCCAUGAAAUCAGCAGAUGAGAAUAGACCAUUAUCACCCGACUCGCCAAUACAGCAGUUCAGACCAUUUUAUCCUGAAAGCAGUUUGCCCAUUUCUGGAUAUAGAUCAUGUUCACCUGAAUCAGUGUGUUCCAAUUCAAUAGAACAUGAAUCAUCUCCUGGAGACUUGUUCAUUGUUGAGCAAAGGCCAGGGUCACCUGAUUCAGUUCAGACAGAAUUUGAAGCUAGAGCCCUUAGUCCAGACUCCAUCCCAGAGUACAGACCUAUGUCACCUGAAUCUAUGAUCUUGGCAUCCGAUAUUAGAGGAUCUUCACCAGAUUCAUUUAGUGCAUGUAGCCCACUAUCUCCAGAUUCACCAAUACCACAGUAUUCAGGAUUGUUCUGUGAGUUAAUGCCAGUAAGACGACAUAGACCGUCCUCUCCUGAGUCUUUGGCUUCAGAUAUAGGUUAUGAUGAAGAUGAUGAAUAUGAGUUAAAUGCUGUUACUGAGACAUUUUCUAGGACAUCAUCACCUGAUUCCAUGAAAUCAGCAGAUGAGAAUAGUCCAUUAUCACCUGACUCUCCAAUACAGCAGUUCAGACCAUUUUUUCCUGAGAGUCAUUUGCCAGUUUCUGGAUAUAGAUCAUGUUCACCUGAAUCAGUGUGUUCCAGUUCAGUAGAACAUGGAUCAUUUCCUGGAGACUUGUUUAUUAUUGGAGAAAGGUUAGUGUCACCUGAAUCGAUGAUUUUGGCAUCAGACAUUAGAGGAUCUUCACCAGAUUCAGUUAGCGCAUGUAGACCACUAUCUCCAGAUUCACCAAUACCACAGUAUUCAGGAUUGUUCUGUGAGUUAAUACCUGUAAGAGGACAUAGACCAUCCUCUCCUGAGUCUUUGGCUCCAGAUAUAGGUUAUGAUGAAGAUGAUGAAUAUGAGUUAAAUGCUGUUACUGAGACACUUUCUAGGGCAUCAUCACUGGAUUCCAUGAAAUCAGCAGAUGAGAAUAGACCAUUAUCACCCGACUCGCCAAUACAGCAGUUCAGACCAUUUUAUCCUGAAAGCAGUUUGCCCAUUUCUGGAUAUAGAUCAUGUUCACCUGAAUCAGUGUGUUCCAAUUCAAUAGAACAUGAAUCAUCUCCUGGAGACUUGUUCAUUGUUGAGCAAAGGCCAGGGUCACCUGAUUCAGUUCAGACAGAAUUUGAAGCUAGAGCCCUUAGUCCAGACUCCAUCCCAGAGUACAGACCUAUGUCACCUGAAUCUAUGAUCUUGGCAUCCGAUAUUAGAGGAUCUUCACCAGAUUCAUUUAGUGCAUGUAGCCCACUAUCUCCAGAUUCACCAAUACCACAGUAUUCAGGAUUGUUCUGUGAGUUAAUGCCAGUAAGACGACAUAGACCGUCCUCUCCUGAGUCUUUGGCUUCAGAUAAAAAUUAUGAUGAAGAUGAUGAUUAUGCAUUAAAUGCUGUUUCUGAGACACUUUCUAGGGCAUCAUCACCUGAUUCCUUGAAAUCAGCAGAUGAGAAUAGACCAUUAUCACCUGACUCGCCAAUACUGCAGUUCAGACCAUUUUUUCCUGAGAGUCAUUUGCCAGUUUCUGGAUAUAGAUCAUGUUCACCUGAAUCAGUGUGUUCCAGUUCAGCAGAACAUGGAUCAUUUCCUGGAGACUUGUUUAUUAUUGGAGAAAGGUUAGUGUCACCUGAAUCGAUGAUUUUGGCAUCAGACAUUAGAGGAUCUUCACCAGAUUCAGUUAGCGCAUGUAGAUCACUAUCUCCAGAUUCACCAAUACCACAGUAUUCAGGAUUGUUCUGUGAGUUAAUACCUGUAAGAGGACAUAGACCAUCCUCUCCUGAGUCUUUGGCUCCAGAUAUAGGUUAUGAUGAAGAUGAUGAAUAUGAGUUAAAUGCUGUUACUGAGACAUUUUCUAGGACAUCAUCACCUGAUUCCAUGAAAUCAGCAGAUGAGAAUAGUCCAUUAUCACCUGACUCUCCAAUACAGCAGUUCAGACCAUUUUUUCCUGAGAGUCAUUUGCCAGUUUCUGGAUAUAGAUCAUGUUCACCUGAAUCAGUGUGUUCCAGUUCAGUAGAACAUGGAUCAUUUCCUGGAGACUUGUUUAUUAUUGGAGAAAGGUUAGUGUCACCUGAAUCGAUGAUUUUGGCAUCAGACAUUAGAGGAUCUUCACCAGAUUCAGUUAGCGCAUGUAGACCACUAUCUCCAGAUUCACCAAUACCACAGUAUUCAGGAUUGUUCUGUGAGUUAAUACCUGUAAGAGGACAUAGACCAUCCUCUCCUGAGUCUUUGGCUCCAGAUAUAGGUUAUGAUGAAGAUGAUGAAUAUGAGUUAAAUGCUGUUACUGAGACACUUUCUAGGGCAUCAUCACUGGAUUCCAUGAAAUCAGCAGAUGAGAAUAGACCAUUAUCACCCGACUCGCCAAUACAGCAGUUCAGACCAUUUUAUCCUGAAAGCAGUUUGCCCAUUUCUGGAUAUAGAUCAUGUUCACCUGAAUCAGUGUGUUCCAAUUCAAUAGAACAUGAAUCAUCUCCUGGAGACUUGUUCAUUGUUGAGCAAAGGCCAGGGUCACCUGAUUCAGUUCAGACAGAAUUUGAAGCUAGAGCCCUUAGUCCAGACUCCAUCCCAGAGUACAGACCUAUGUCACCUGAAUCUAUGAUCUUGGCAUCCGAUAUUAGAGGAUCUUCACCAGAUUCAUUUAGUGCAUGUAGCCCACUAUCUCCAGAUUCACCAAUACCACAGUAUUCAGGAUUGUUCUGUGAGUUAAUGCCAGUAAGACGACAUAGACCGUCCUCUCCUGAGUCUUUGGCUUCAGAUAAAAAUUAUGAUGAAGAUGAUGAUUAUGCAUUAAAUGCUGUUUCUGAGACACUUUCUAGGGCAUCAUCACCUGAUUCCUUGAAAUCAGCAGAUGAGAAUAGACCAUUAUCACCUGACUCGCCAAUACUGCAGUUCAGACCAUUUUUUCCUGAGAGUCAUUUGCCAGUUUCUGGAUAUAGAUCAUGUUCACCUGAAUCAGUGUGUUCCAGUUCAGCAGAACAUGGAUCAUUUCCUGGAGACUUGUUUAUUAUUGGAGAAAGGUUAGUGUCACCUGAAUCGAUGAUUUUGGCAUCAGACAUUAGAGGAUCUUCACCAGAUUCAGUUAGCGCAUGUAGAUCACUAUCUCCAGAUUCACCAAUACCACAGUAUUCAGGAUUGUUCUGUGAGUUAAUACCUGUAAGAGGACAUAGACCAUCCUCUCCUGAGUCUUUGGCUCCAGAUAUAGGUUAUGAUGAAGAUGAUGAAUAUGAGUUAAAUGCUGUUACUGAGACAUUUUCUAGGACAUCAUCACCUGAUUCCAUGAAAUCAGCAGAUGAGAAUUGUCCAUUAUCACCUGACUCUCCAAUACAGCAGUUCAGACCAUUUUUUCCUGAGAGUCAUUUGCCAGUUUCUGGAUAUAGAUCAUGUUCACCUGAAUCAGUGUGUUCCAGUUCAGUAGAACAUGGAUCAUUUCCUGGAGACUUGUUUAUUAUUGGAGAAAGGUUAGUGUCACCUGAAUCGAUGAUUUUGGCAUCAGACAUUAGAGGAUCUUCACCAGAUUCAGUUAGCGCAUGUAGACCACUAUCUCCAGAUUCACCAAUACCACAGUAUUCAGGAUUGUUCUGUGAGUUAAUACCUGUAAGAGGACAUAGACCAUCCUCUCCUGAGUCUUUGGCUCCAGAUAUAGGUUAUGAUGAAGAUGAUGAAUAUGAGUUAAAUGCUGUUACUGAGACACUUUCUAGGGCAUCAUCACUGGAUUCCAUGAAAUCAGCAGAUGAGAAUAGACCAUUAUCACCCGACUCGCCAAUACAGCAGUUCAGACCAUUUUAUCCUGAAAGCAGUUUGCCCAUUUCUGGAUAUAGAUCAUGUUCACCUGAAUCAGUGUGUUCCAAUUCAAUAGAACAUGAAUCAUCUCCUGGAGACUUGUUCAUUGUUGAGCAAAGGCCAGGGUCACCUGAUUCAGUUCAGACAGAAUUUGAAGCUAGAGCCCUUAGUCCAGACUCCAUCCCAGAGUAUAGACCUAUGUCACCUGAAUCUAUGAUCUUGGCAUCCGAUAUUACAGGAUCUUCACCAGAUUCAUUUAGUGCAUUUAGCCCACUAUCUCCAGAUUCACCAAUACCACAGUAUUCAGGAUUGUUCUGUGAGUUAAUGCCAGUAAGACGACAUAGACCGUCCUCUCCUGAGUCUUUGGCUUCAGAUAAAAAUUAUGAUGAAGAUGAUGAUUAUGCGUUAAAUGCUGUUUCUGAGACACUUUCUAGGGCAUCAUCACCUGAUUCCUUGAAAUCAGCAGAUGAGAAUAGACCAUUAUCACCUGACUCGCCAACACUGCAGUUCAGACCAUUUUUUCCUGAGAGUCAUUUGCCAGUUUCUGGAUAUAGAUCAUGUUCACCUGAAUCAGUGUGUUCCAGUUCAGUAGAACAUGGAUCAUUUCCUGGAGACUUGUUUAUUAUUGGAGAAAGGUUAGUGUCACCUGAAUCGAUGAUUUUGGCAUCAGACAUUAGAGGAUCUUCACCAGAUUCAGUUAGCGCAUGUAGACCACUAUCUCCAGAUUCACCAAUACCACAGUAUUCAGGAUUGUUCUGUGAGUUAAUACCUGUAAGAGGACAUAGACCAUCCUCUCCUGAGUCUUUGGCUCCAGUUAUAGGUUAUGAUGAAGAUGAUGAAUAUGAGUUAAAUGCUGUUACUGAGACACUUUCUAGGGCAUCAUCACUGGAUUCCAUGAAAUCAGCAGAUGAGAAUAGACCAUUAUCACCCGACUCGCCAAUACAGCAGUUCAGACCAUUUUAUCCUGAAAGCAGUUUGCCCAUUUCUGGAUAUAGAUCAUGUUCACCUGAAUCAGUGUAUUCCAAUUCAAUAGAACAUGAAUCAUCUCCUGGAGACUUGUUCAUUGUUGAGCAAAGGCCAGGGUCACCUGAUUCAGUUCAGACAGAAUUUGAAGCUAGAGCCCUUAGUCCAGACUCCAUCCCAGAGUAUAGACCUAUGUCACCUGAAUCUAUGAUCUUGGCAUCCGAUAUUAGAGGAUCUUCACCAGAUUCAUUUAGUGCAUGUAGCCCACUAUCUCCAGAUUCACCAAUACCACAGUAUUCAGGAUUGUUCUGUGAGUUAAUGCCAGUAAGACGACAUAGACCAUCCUCUCCUGAGUCUUUGGCUCCAGAUAUAGGUUAUGAUGAAGAUGAUGAAUAUGAGUUAAAUGCUGUUACUGAGACAUUUUCUAGGACAUCAUCACCUGAUUCCAUGAAAUCAGCAGAUGAGAAUAGUCCAUUAUCACCUGACUCUCCAAUACAGCAGUUCAGACCAUUUUUUCCUGAGAGUCAUUUGCCAGUUUCUGGAUAUAGAUCAUGUUCACCUGAAUCAGUGUGUUCCAGUUCAGUAGAACAUGGAUCAUUUCCUGGAGACUUGUUUAUUAUUGGAGAAAGGUUAGUGUCACCUGAAUCGAUGAUUUUGGCAUCAGACAUUAGAGGAUCUUCACCAGAUUCAGUUAGCGCAUGUAGACCACUAUCUCCAGAUUCACCAAUACCACAGUAUUCAGGAUUGUUCUGUGAGUUAAUUCCUGUAAGAGGACAUAGACCAUCCUCUCCUGAGUCUUUGGCUCCAGAUAUAGGUUAUGAUGAAGAUGAUGAAUAUGAGUUAAAUGCUGUUACUGAGACACUUUCUAGGGCAUCAUCACUGGAUUCCAUGAAAUCAGCAGAUGAGAAUAGACCAUUAUCACCCGACUCGCCAAUACAGCAGUUCAGACCAUUUUAUCCUGAAAGCAGUUUGCCCAUUUCUGGAUAUAGAUCAUGUUCACCUGAAUCAGUGUGUUCCAAUUCAAUAGAACAUGAAUCAUCUCCUGGAGACUUGUUCAUUGUUGAGCAAAGGCCAGGGUCACCUGAUUCAGUUCAGACAGAAUUUGAAGCUAGAGCCCUUAGUCCAGACUCCAUCCCAGAGUACAGACCUAUGUCACCUGAAUCUAUGAUCUUGGCAUCCGAUAUUAGAGGAUCUUCACCAGAUUCAUUUAGUGCAUGUAGCCCACUAUCUCCAGAUUCACCAAUACCACAGUAUUCAGGAUUGUUCUGUGAGUUAAUGCCAGUAAGACGACAUAGACCGUCCUCUCCUGAGUCUUUGGCUUCAGAUAAAAAUUAUGAUGAAGAUGAUGAUUAUGCAUUAAAUGCUGUUUCUGAGACACUUUCUAGGGCAUCAUCACCUGAUUCCUUGAAAUCAGCAGAUGAGAAUAGACCAUUAUCACCUGACUCGCCAAUACUGCAGUUCAGACCAUUUUUUCCUGAGAGUCAUUUGCCAGUUUCUGGAUAUAGAUCAUGUUCACCUGAAUCAGUGUGUUCCAGUUCAGCAGAACAUGGAUCAUUUCCUGGAGACUUGUUUAUUAUUGGAGAAAGGUUAGUGUCACCUGAAUCGAUGAUUUUGGCAUCAGACAUUAGAGGAUCUUCACCAGAUUCAGUUAGCGCAUGUAGAUCACUAUCUCCAGAUUCACCAAUACCACAGUAUUCAGGAUUGUUCUGUGAGUUAAUACCUGUAAGAGGACAUAGACCAUCCUCUCCUGAGUCUUUGGCUCCAGAUAUAGGUUAUGAUGAAGAUGAUGAAUAUGAGUUAAAUGCUGUUACUGAGACAUUUUCUAGGACAUCAUCACCUGAUUCCAUGAAAUCAGCAGAUGAGAAUAGUCCAUUAUCACCUGACUCUCCAAUACAGCAGUUCAGACCAUUUUUUCCUGAGAGUCAUUUGCCAGUUUCUGGAUAUAGAUCAUGUUCACCUGAAUCAGUGUGUUCCAGUUCAGUAGAACAUGGAUCAUUUCCUGGAGACUUGUUUAUUAUUGGAGAAAGGUUAGUGUCACCUGAAUCGAUGAUUUUGGCAUCAGACAUUAGAGGAUCUUCACCAGAUUCAGUUAGCGCAUGUAGACCACUAUCUCCAGAUUCACCAAUACCACAGUAUUCAGGAUUGUUCUGUGAGUUAAUACCUGUAAGAGGACAUAGACCAUCCUCUCCUGAGUCUUUGGCUCCAGAUAUAGGUUAUGAUGAAGAUGAUGAAUAUGACUUAAAUGCUGUUACUGAGACACUUUCUAGGGCAUCAUCACUGGAUUCCAUGAAAUCAGCAGAUGAGAAUAGACCAUUAUCACCCGACUCGCCAGUACAGCAGUUCAGACCAUUUUAUCCUGAAAGCAGUUUGCCCAUUUCUGGAUAUAGAUCAUGUUCACCUGAACCAGUGUGUUCCAAUUCAAUAGAACAUGAAUCAUCUCCUGGAGACUUGUUCAUUGUUGAGCAAAGGCCAGGGUCACCUGAUUCAGUUCAGACAGAAUUUGAAGCUAGAGCCCUUAGUCCAGACUCCAUCCCAGAGUAUAGACCUAUGUCACCUGAAUCUAUGAUCUUGGCAUCCGAUAUUACAGGAUCUUCACCAGAUUCAUUUAGUGCAUUUAGCCCACUAUCUCCAGAUUCACCAAUACCACAGUAUUCAGGAUUGUUCUGUGAGUUAAUGCCAGUAAGACGACAUAGACCAUCCUCUCCUGAGUCUUUGGCUUCAGAUAAAAAUUAUGAUGAAGAUGAUGAUUAUGCGUUAAAUGCUGUUUCUGAGACACUUUCUAGGGCAUCAUCACCUGAUUCCAUGAAAUCAGCAGAUGAGAAUAGUCCAUUAUCACCUGACUCGCCAACACUGCAGUUCAGACCAUUUUUUCUUGAGAGUCAUUUGCCAGUUUCUGGAUAUAGAUCAUGUUCACCUGAAUCAGUGUGUUCCAGUUCAGUAGAACAUGGAUCAUUUCCUGGAGACUUGUUCAUUGUUAGUGAAAGGCCAGAGUCACCUGACUCAGUUCAAUCAGAAUUUGAAGCUAGAUCUCUGAGCCCUGACUCCCUCCCAGAGUACAGGCCUAUGUCACCUGAAUCUAUGAUCUUGGCAUCAGACAUAAGAGGAUCUUCCCCAGAUUCAGUUAGCACAUGUAGGCCACUGUCUCCAGAUUCACCAAUACCACAGUACUCAACAAUGUUGGUUGAUUUAGUGUCAGUAACAGGACAUAGAUCUUCCUCUCCUGAAUCUCUGCCUUCAGAUGAAGAUUAUGAGUUUAAUGUUUUCAGUGCUUCACCUUCUAAUUAUAGACCUUAUAGACCAGAUUCACCUGAUUCAGUAAUAUCAGCAAAUGAAAAUAGACCACCAUUACCUGACUCACCUAUUCCAGAAUUUCAGACAUCAGUAUCUUCAGAAACUAUUGAAUGUAAAGGUUUUGAAGGAGAUAUAUUUACCGCUGAACAAAGAAGAGAGUCAUUUGAUUCAUCUGGACCUAUGUCAUAUCCUCAAUUUCAAGAGACUAUCAAAAUGCUGCCUGAAUACAAACUUGUAUACAAAACGAUUCCUUUGAACCUUAUAGCUCACAUACACGACCCGCAUUACAAGGGUGAAAUGUUCAGUCCCAAAACAGGUGUGUUUGAGUAUACUGGCUGUAGAAUGGAAAUUGUUCAGACUAGCAAAAUGGAUGAGUCUAAUGGCAUCAUUGACCAAGACACUUAUAAAAUACCAGCUCUUACUCAUGAGCCUUCACAAAUCUUAAUGCAAACCCACAAGAUUCUGACUAUACCUCUUUCUGAAAAUCAAACAGCAUUCUCAGCUUUAUCCUUAACACAGUCAAGGAAAUAUAAUAGGGAAUCUUUUGAAUUUCCUGAAGAAAACUCUGCUGAUUCUAUAUCAUGGUAUAUAUCUGAGGGGCGUGAAUAUCUGGAACUUUCAGAUGACUGCAGAGCUUCAUCACCAGAAUCUAUUAGAUCUGUAAAUGAAUUUAGACCUCUCACUCCUGAUUCACCCAUACCUGAGCAUAUGACUUUAUUACCUUAUACAAUGCUUUUUCAGUAUGAAAGUCGACCCCCUUCCCCAGAGUCUGUGUCUUCUGUAAAUGAAUUUCGAAGACUUUCCCCAGACUCUCCUAUACCUGAAUUCUUAGCCUCUUCUCCAGUUCCAUAUGAACAUAAUGUUCAAUUUAGGCAAUUGUCAGAGACAAAUUUAAUACAUAUAUCACCAGUAAUGUGUGAUUUACAAGAAUUUGAUGUAACUUGGACGUCUUCAGAAUAUGGAUCACUUUGGAGACCGGAGACUGAACAAAGGCCAGUAUCACCUGGUUAUGAAUUGUCAGAAUGCGAUUCAAAAUCAUUGUCAUCUCCCACUUUUUCCUUUGAGUCUACAUGCAGAUGUCCAUCUCCUGAAGCACUCAGAGAAAUAGAACCCACUGUAUCUCUUAUAGCUGACUCUCUGAUAUUUGAUGCAGAUUGCCGCCCAGAAUCCCCUGAGUCAGUAACAUCUCAAACACAGUGCAAAGACUCCAUGCCAGACAACAAAUCUCACUGGGAAAGUGAUGUUGCAUUGCUGCCUGUUAUGAUAAAUGAACAGUAUAGGCCAGAAACUGAGAUGAUUUCUGAAUCAGACCUGGCAAAAUCAGCACAGAGCCAGGGGAAUUUCAAUUAUGUAUUAAAUAGUUGUAGUAGAACACUGCCCUGCUGGCAUGAAUUUGUCUUGGAACCAGAACAAGAGGAAAAGAUUAGCGAAACCAGAGAGGCACCCCCUCCAGUGAUGAACAAAGUAAAGAAAAUGUCUGCAGGUGAUGGAGAUGGCAGAAGUAUUUUAAGCAUCCAAGGAGAUCAUCAGGGAAUUAAGAUAGUUAAACAGGAAUUGGAGCUUCAGCACAAGCAUUGUCCCGAAGAAAGAUCUGACAGCCCCACCUCCGAAAAAGGCCAGCCGGAAUUAAAAACAAGGGCUCUGCAGGAUAAAGAUUCAGAAAAGGACAUUCAGUUGAAAAAACAGAAUAUAGAAAUAAAAAAUAAAAAUACCAGUGUCAGUGAGGAAGACUCCUCACAAUUCCAAAACCAAGGUGACAUUGUGACCAUUUUAGAACAAAAAGCAAAUGUGUCUUCUUUGACCAGUGAAGGUAACAUACAACAAGGUAUAUGUCACCCAAAGUCACUACACUAUAUACCUGAGGGAAGAACAGUUGUUAGUAAUGAUCUGGAAAAUGUACGUCCCAUGAUAUCACUCAAUCAGUCACUUGAGCAUCCAAAGGAAACAUCUGGAUUAUGUCGAAUAUGUACAACUCCUUUCCACUUCAAUCACCAACAAUCUCACAGGACAGUAACUCCUAAUGUAUCCAUUUCAGGUUAUCCUUCCUCUGACUGCAGAGAUGUGAUGUCAAGAUCUGUGAGAACACCAUUUUUAGGCAGUAGAAUGUUACCCACUGAUCUGGGUUCUGUGACACCUGUGUCUAGUGAAUUGUGUUCUAACCAAGAGCUAUCUACUAAUUCACAGUUCUCCAUUGAGAAAGAGUGUUUUGAGAGUUUUCAUCAUGUAAUUUCUGAAUUUGAGAAAACAGUCUCUCCACUUAGUACUGAUGACCCAAAGUUAGUGUCCAGUGAAAUAUGGUCCAUGGAAACUGCUUUGGCUCCUACUUCAUCUGAGAUAUCUCAAUCUAAAAAUGAGAGGUUGAUGGAUGUUGAUCUGAAAUCCAAGCCAAGGCCUGUCCAAGCUGAUAGUUUAGACUCAGAUACUGAGUUCUUUGAUUGUCAACAAACCUUUUCAGAUGCAUCUGAACCAGAGCUGAAAUCAGAAGAACUCUUUGAUUCUGAGACUGUUUACCAUGUUGAAGAAUCCCUAUCUUUACCAAACACUCCAGCCUAUGACUAUUUGUCAGCCACGCCCAAAAUAACAGAAAAGUCAGAAUUAGACAGUGAAGAUAGCCCAAGGCCAGUAUCCUGGGGAAGUGAGGAAAUUGAUUUGCCCAUUGUUCUUGAACCAGAGGAUGAAUCUGAAUCUGUAGGUGAGCAUGAUGAAGACAUAGCAUAUCCUUAUGGGUAUGCAGGUGAGCACUCCUAUGCUGAAGAGCUACCUCCAAGGCAGGGAGGCCAAUAUGAUGAAGACGAUGAUUCUCUAGGAAGGGAAAUAGCAGAGGAGCUAGGCUUGCUGUCGGAUAGUUCAGAGGAAGAGGUGUUGACCACCCGAGUGGUACGGCGCAGAGUUAUAAUCCAGGGAGAUGAUUUUCCAGAAAUUUCCCCUCACACAGUGACAGAGGAGCAAUACACAGAUGAGCAUGGAAACAUAGUCACCAAAAAGAUCACAAGGAAAAUCAUCCGUAAGUAUGUGUCUGCAGACGGAGUAGAGCGUGAAGAAGUGAUGGUGGAGGGAGCUCAGCAAGAAGCUAUCACUGUAGAUGAUGCUGAUGGAUUUUCCAAAGUGGUGAAAAGAACAGUAGUAAGGAGUGCUGGAGACCAGACCGAGGCUUUGAGUUAUGCAGGGGGCUUUGACAAUGUGCUCCUGCCUCAUUUAAUGGAGAAAGAGAUCAUGAAGGAGGAUGGAUCUAUGAUCAGAAGGACCCGCAUGCAUAAGACAUGCACACAGAAGAAGACUGUAGUGAGGGACGGCCAGAGCAAACACAUCCACCUGGAGCGAAUGGAGGACACACCGGAGUCCCUAAAACCUGACGACCUGCAGCAGCACCUACACCAACUGCUCCAACGCUACUGCACACCGGAAGUGGAGGAGGAGAAGGAGGAGGAGGCAGAGGAGUUGGUGGAGAGAGAGGAAAAGCAGGACACAGAUGACUGAUUUUCUAUUACCUUUUCAUUUAUUUGCGCUCCCAAAAACCCUGACAGAAUAGAUCAGAUUGUGACCCAUAUCCUCGUCACUUUGUCUCUCACUAUCACCAUGACAGCGACUUCCCAUGUUCCCGACCCAUUUCUUUUUGUGUUUAUUAAUGUUAAUUUUUUUUCCUCCAUUGCAAAAAAGGAAAGAUUUGUGUGCUAGAAUGUUUUUUGUUGAUGUGAAGUUUUCCUAUUUUUAUUACUUUGUGACCAAAGAUAGCUUUACCUUAUUUUAAAUGAACAUUUUGGCUAUAAAAGAAUCCUAAAUAUAUGGGGGGGGGGCAACUAAACAUCGUCCUGGACAUGUCCCUCUUUCACAAUAACUUUAAUAGCUGAAAUAACGAGAUGUGUAAAUAUUAGAAUGGAAAUGGAACAAUAACCCAACAUGCACUGCACCGUCUACAUACAUGCCGUAAACCUGCACCAGUGCAAUACUGCGGUUAAAGGUGUUAAGAUUCAUUAGCUCAAAUUCUGUCCACAGGCUUUGGAUAACUGACUUUUUACUGUCUGUUACUGGGGCAUGUUUACUGUUCACCACAAAUGCAGGAUCACAUUUGGACAGUAUUGCGAUCAUGUUAAAAAAACAACAAAAAAAAAACAAAACAAAAUAGAACGAAUGUCAUUGUGUAGUUCAUCACGAUACCCAGAAUGAGCUUGAGUAAUUUGUAUGCAGUAUAAAUGUAAAUUCAGAAAAAAAAGCUACAUGCCAGCUUUUAAUGUGCUUUUUGGGAGUCAUAUUGAAUGAACGCUUAGCACAUUGUUCCUUACUCCUGCUCAUUUUCUGUUGGUCCUUCACAUAUUGUUAUAAAAGGUGACAACAGCUUUGCACAGUGGAUUCAGUCUGCCCUAUUUACUCUGUGUGUGUGUGUGUGUGUGUGUGUGUGUGUGUGUGUGUGUGUGUGUGUGUUUCUUCACUAUGUUAAUCUCCAGUCACAACACUGCUACUCCUCGUCUGCACGUAAGAAAGUAGCAAUCAUUAAAGGUAACUUUAUCUGACGAUUCUGUUGCUCCCUCUAAUUUUUCAACAUGUUCACUAAGAUUUAAAGGAUAGCCGUUAUUAAGGUUAUUAAUGAUAUUAAUGAAUGAUCAUGAUCAAAACUCUCUUAAAAAUCCUAAUGUGUUUGUGGAUUGAUCUCAUUCCCUUCCGUACUAGUUGCCCAAGAGCAAAUUUAAUAUUGAGUUUCACAGCAUUGUGAUCAGAACAGCAGAUUAAGGAAGGCUAAAUUUCCGUUUUUUUUUCUUCCUUUUUUCAUUUGUUAUGUUGCAAGUGGUGUAAAAUAAAAGAAAUCGAUCAUCUAAAAAUUCUUUAGUAUUUCACUGUGGCUCCAACACUAGAUUUAUUCUCCUGUAAUAAAUAAUAACUAAGGGUGGUGUAAAUAAUAAUUGGUCAAGCUAAAAAAAACAAACAAACAAACAUAUAGAAUGAAAGGGGAAAUUUCAAAUGAAGUAAAAUACAUUAAAUUUUACUAAUGCUGUGAAAAAUACUAUGGACUUCAGGAACAGAACACAUGAACUAACACAAACUGAAAUAUUUUCCCUUAAAUUAAACAGGUAAAACAUUAAUUGAAAACUAGUUUAUUUUUGUUUUUUGUAUUUCUUAAGUGCCUCCCAUAAGCUUCCAUGUGGCAUAAAGUAACUAACUGUAAGUGCAGCAAAUUUUCCAUACAAGACCAAAAACAGAAGAAAAACCCCAACAACAACAACAAAAAAGAACAUUGUACUGUAAGUUGUAAUGAAGAUAAACUGAUCUGCUUUUAGAUAAACUCUGUAAACUAAAACAAACCCUAAAUAACACCGCCUCCUCUCUACCUGUAGGUUGUAGUCAACUGAAUCUGCUUAAAGCCAUGACAAUAUCCUUCUCACUAACUAUAGCUUCAAACUACGAUAGUUACAGCUAACUAUCACCAAUUCUUAAUACUUUGAAAUAUCCAUUAAUAAAAAUCACCCCCCCAAAAAAUCCUUAAGGACUUAAAACUAUUAAAACUACAUAUACACAGUGGUUUUAAAAACACUGAAAUGUGAUGAAAAAGUAAGGGGGAAAAUCCUUUAUAGUUAGAAACUUUUAUGGUUUCAUAUUUCCAAUUCUCUUGCCUCACAUACUGUAUCAGGAUCAUAGCUAUUCUACUCACUGCAAAGGUUUUAAUAUCACUGAUAAAUAGAUGGCUAAGGCGGGACUGUAAGAACUGUAAACUACAAUCUCUUGCCUUUGGGUUGUGGUGAGUCUUUAUCCUUUAAUAUACCUGUUUAUGCCUAUAAAAAAUGGUUUUAGUGAAUGCAGUGGUAGCAGUUAUAUUAUCUUAUCAUGUUUUGUGAAUCUGUUAAAUUUGAUCUAGUUACAGUGAUGACAGUAACAAAUGUUGGCUCUGAUGGCCACAAAGGUACAACUUAUCUCAACUAAGAAGGCAUGAGUAACAAAUAAUACCAACUGAAUUUUUUUUCUGUUUGUUUACUCAACUUCUUAACUCCCGCAUUUUUUAUUUCAUUGCCCAUAGAGAAUGUGUACAAGUGUGUAUGUGAACCUUUCAGUGGUCUUCAUGAGUAGCAAGUUAUCUUUUUAUAAUGGACAUUUAGCAUGUGUACUAUAAAGCCAUUCUUGAAAUUUAUUUCAAGCUUCAAAUGGAAAUCCUGUGUAAUUUAUCUGGGAGAUCUGGAGGGGUGCAGCCAGACUCUGAGUAUAUCUGAUUAAUAAUUAACGCAGCGCAGGACAUUCACUGUUUGAAAUCAACGGCUGUUUCACGAAUAAGCAUCUUGUUUCUAGGCUGAUGAACAUCUAUAAAGGCAUGUGUUCAUGACUAAUAAACAAAAACAGCAGCUGCAGUGUGUAAAUGAUGGAUAAUAAAUGAUAUCAUGUAGAUCACGUGCUGGUGCCUGGGGCUUUUUUAUUUAACAUGGGACACUUUCUUUGUAAAAAGUUUUUACAAAAAAACAAAGGAGGAAAAAACCCCAACCUUUUUUAUGUACAGAAACCACAAAAUGGCUAAUAGUUUUCCAUUGAAUUUAACUUUUAACCCAAUUUAAGAUUAACAACAACAACAACAACAACAACAAAAAAUAGGCAGAAAUGUUUUAUUCAUGCAUUGGGUUGGUAAUAUGUUUUUCUGUGCACAGUAAUAUGUUGUUCUCUGUAUCCACAUAUACAAACUAUUUAAAUUCCUUAAUUUUCUUAAUCUUAAAACGAACAUGUAUUAACUGACGAAAAAAAAGAGGAUGUUUUCACAGUUUAUUUAUUUGCUUUAUCGUGUCCUUUUUAACUGCUCGAGUAUUUGUACUUCUGUUUAGUGUACAGGUUUGUGGGAUUGGUGAUUUUCAUCUAGUUACAGCAAUAAAAAGUACAAAGGGAACUGGACUAGAAUAAAAAAAAGUAACAAAAAUAACAAAAAAUGUAAAAUACAAAGCAAACAAAAUGGAACUAGAUAACAACUGAUAAUCUUUAAGUCUCAAACCGCUGAUAGCAUUUCAGACACUGAAUCUAAAUUAAACAAUCAUUAAUAAUCAGACUGAUUAAUAAUCAGUCCCAAAUUCAGGUUUCCUCCCAAUGCUUUCCACAAACUGAUGUUAUGAAGCAUUACAGUCGAUCUUAAACAAAGUUUGAGUAAAGAAAGGCAAGCUUUAUUUAAAUCAAAUAUCAACUGUGCUCCAAAUAAAUCAUCUUUUAUAUUAAUCUGUCAAAUGUUUCCCAUUUCAAAUUUUCCUAUUUUGCUUUUUUUUUUUUUUUGCAUUGAUAAUCGUAAUAGUUUUUGCAAAUAUAAAUCAUUUUCGAACUGCACUAACUACUCAUCUCUUUUUCAGUUUAAAUGGACAGUAUGGAAUACAAAGCAUAAACCAUUUAUUCUACUUCACCCUUGAGAAGGGAACCAUCACAAGAUCAUAAACAUGAAGUACAUAAAAGUACAUAAAAGUUGAUAAAAGAUGUUUCAUGCAAUAUGUGAUAACAGCUAAUGCUAAUUAAUUAAGGAAGGUGUGAAAAAUAGAGAAAACUCGUUUUUUUUCUUUCCAAAGAAUACCCCCAUCAAAUGUUAGUAAACAAUAUAAAAAUGAAAACAGAAGCAUAAAACUCUCACAACAACUGAAUAAAAUAAAAUAGUUUGGUUUACCAGUUAUUCGUGUUGAUUGAUAAAGUACAUUCUUUAAUUGAAAUUUUUACACUUUUUCUACUGCGUUCAUGUGAUGCCGUGGAAAACAUCAGAAUAAAAUAGGCUAAACUGUAGGCUAAAUGUGCUUCCUUUGUCAGUUUUACACAUUAGUGUUGCUAAACCCAUUAGGCCAUAGCAACCUAAAACCGAACAAAGCUCGCAGAACUAAGAUCACGGUCAACUGUCAAUUCUCUAAAAGAUAAAGCAGGAAUAGCACUUCACACAACUUCACAAAAACUUCACCAAAAAAACAAAAGCAAGCCCAUUUGUCAGAUUCAUAAUGAAUUUUUUUCAGCUGUAUUGCACUUAAAAUAGAAAAGCACUGAAACAAGACUGAAGUGGCUUUGAUUUGCUGCUAAUCAUAUCCUCAAGAUCAGUGACGGAUAUUGUGCCUAGAUUACUAAUCACUCUAAUAUGAACAUGUCACACGUGCGCCCAGUUUCGUCUAUGUACUGUUUGACUUUGUAUCUGACUGUGUACAGAGAUCAAACAUUUCUUUUCCUGAUGUACCCACACACCCAAAGAUAUAUCAGCAAGUGUGACACCCUACUUUCACACCAUAGAAAAUAGAACAUUAAAUUAUAAAAAGGGGAAAAAAAAAUUAUGUAUACAUAAGUCUUUAACAUCAAUGGUUUAUGAGGAGAGCGUGCAAGUCGCACGCAUACACACGUCCUAAUACAAAAUGAUAUGAAUUCCCCACCUGUGUGUAGGCUAAAGUCCAGCAGUGACGAUAUGUAAACAAGACUGACAGGGUGGAGAUGUUGUAAAGGUGGGG